UUUUCUUUCUUGCAGGCCUUUGCACAGUUUGAUGCUGAGGGAGAUGGUACUGUGGAUGUGGAGAAUAUGCUGGAAGCACUCAAGAAUUCCAAUGGAGCCAAUCUUCAAGGGGAACUUAGUCAUGUAAUUAGACAGCUGCAGGCUUGCUCACUUGUUCCAGGUUUUAUUGACAUAUUUUCUGAGUCGAAAGAGCAGCUUGGUCUUCAUGCUUCAAUGAUAUUGAGAUUCUUGCACCGGAACCGUAUUUCCAGUAUUGUCAUCCCAUACCCUGUGUUGGAGUAUUUCAAUAAUAUUUGUACGAUGCGAUCUUCAGUACUGAAGGAUUCUUUAGAUAAGCUUCUUCUGAAAGAAAAGGAAUCCCCCAGUGAUCUGAAUGGUAACCAAGACAUGGACAAACUCAAAACUGUCACUAAGUGCUAUACUCACAUAGAAACCUCAUCCAACUCUGCAGACAUUGACAAGAUGACUAAUGGCGAAACCUUAUCCUUCUGGCAGUCAGAUGGGAGUGCUCGCUCACAUUGGAUACGUUUAAAGAUGAAACCAGAUGUUGUUCUGAGACAUCUGUCCAUUGCAGUGGCAGCUAAUGACCAGAGUUAUAUGCCGCAGCAAGUUACGGUGGCGGUUGGAAGGAAUGCCAUCAAUCUCCAGGAGGUCCGAGAUGUUCACAUUCCCAGCAAUAUCACUGGCUACGUGACAUUGUUGGAAAACGCUAACAUUAGUCAGAUGUAUGUGCAGAUAAACAUCAGGCGUUGCCUUAGUGAUGGAUGUGAUACUAGGAUCCAUGGGCUCAGGGCUGUUGGCUAUCAAAGAGUUAAGAAAGUUGGCGUCUCAGUAUGUGAUGCUUCAGCUAUCUGGUACUGGUCUUUACUGACCUCAUUGGUAACAGCUUCCAUGGAGGCCAAUCCAGCAUUUGUGCACACUAUCUUGCAAAAUACUCAGAAGGCAUUGCAACAUAUGCCCCCACUGUCCCUGACAUCGGGUUCUACAGACUUCUCAAACUUCUUAUCUCCUAAUGUUUUGGAGGAAAUAGAUAGUUUUCUUAUAAGAAUAACCAGUUGUUGUGCCACACCAGAGGUUGAACUUACAUUAUUGGCUUUUGCCCUUGCCAGAGGGAGUGUUGCUAAAGUGAUAAGUUCACUUUGUACUAUCACUGAUCAUCUGGACUCUCUAUACAAGGCUUCUUCACUCAUCUCUUCAAUGGCAACUGUUAGACAAAACCUGCUUUAUAAAUAUGGAAAGCCACUACAGCUAACUCUUCAGGCAUGUGAUGUAAAAGGAAAGGAAGAUAAAUCAGGGCCUGAAAACCUCCUUGUUGAGCCCUGGACAGGGGACGGCUUCCUUACUGAGACUGGAAAGACCAGAGCAAGUAUCAUUCUUUCUACAGGAACUGAAUCUACGUUCCAGGUGACACAAAUUAGAAUAAAGGUUCGGAAAGGUGCUAUUGGAGCCCAGUGUGGGUUGGUGUUUGCUUAUAACAGCUCUUCAGAAAAAUUUCAUGCAGAGGAGCAUUUUAAAAAAUUUGAAAGCUAUGACAAGUGGAAACUACAAGAAUUCAGGCAAUUUUUAAAAAACAGAAGUGAUUUGUCAUGUGAUGAGCUGGGAGAGGAUGAUCCUGUUGGCUGGUUUGAGGUGGAAGAAGAAUGGGAUGAAGUGGAUGUCAAAAUGCAGCAGUGCAGAGUUUCCCAAUAUUUAAUGGUAAAGUUCUUGUGCACGAGACAAGACACAGCAGAGCGCCUAGGAGUUCAGGGCCUGACUGUUCUGGGGUAUCUUCGGCCUACUGUAGUGGAGCCCAACAGAAGCAUGAACUGCCUGAAAUGCAAAGCAACAGAUGAUGGCAUUUGUGGAACAACCCUUCUCCUGAAAACACUUCAUUUCAUCCAACAACUUGCUCAGGACCUGGUUCAUCAGAAAGAAAGAGGAUUAAAGUACAGAUCACUCUUGGACUUCACAGGCCUUGACCUGCAGCUUUUCUGGAAUUUUUACAAUAAACUACGGCAAAAUCCAAGAGAAGAAUGUCUCUUUGCCCAGACUGUGCUACUGCAGCUUCUUCAAAGCUGCUUCUCUGUGCUUACUGGAGACAAUAAAACUCAGGAAGUUUCUCAAAGCAAAACUUCAGGCCAAACAGAAGCUGCACAAGAGCUCUACAGGCAUUUGUGUGAAGUGGUGGACGUGAGCGAUAGCAACUUCACGCCCAUGACCAUGUUAAAGCAGGAAGUUAAGAACACAUUGGUCAAUGGAGCAGCUAUCUUUUUCCCAGAUAGACAGACCAGACGGGACCAGCUCUUCACCAUGAUGAAAAACAUAACAGAACAGGAACAUAAACAAUCUGUGCAUCUCACCUUCAGAUCCCUGUGCAUGUACUUCAGUGAUCAAGAUCCAGGUGGACUUCUGUUGUUACCAGAAAAGGAAGUUUCUGAGGAUUUUGACAUUAGCCCAGUGUUGUCAGUCAUGGAUACCCUUUUUUUGGUGGCAGCCAGAGAGUGUGAAAUGAUGAUGCUGGAUAUUGCGCAGCAAGAGAGUGGCACAGUACUGUCCUCCUUAUUCUGGUCUGUACAGGGCAGCCUUCUUUCAUGGUGCUAUCUACAACUUAAGGGAAGUGAUAAUACAGCCAAGAGUCUUGCCAUAGAAAUUCUUAAAAAAUAUGUGGGUCAGUUCCUGUCAAAUAUCAGGACAAUUUUAGAAUCACUUUUAUCCCAAUAUAGUGGCAAACUUAUAGUAGAAAAAUUAAGUAACUCUGUUUUUGCCAUGGCAACCCGGCAGCUGGUGAUCUUCUUGUUGGAUUUCUGCACUUUAGACAUUCCGCACUGUACCCUACUUCAAGGUUUCAGUAUCUUGAUACCGCUGCUGAAGAAUCUUUGUAGUGAACCCGGAGAGAGUCUUAAUAAGGUGGACCUGGAAAGCUGGCAGCAAGAACAACCCGUGGUGCUGCGAACAUGGACAAUGGAAUCUCCUCACAACUAUGAAAAUAAUUGCCAUGAGGUCUCAGUUUUCCUUUGUCCUGGGGCAACUUACUUUGAGGUGGAGUUUGAUGAAAAAUGUGAAACAGAAAGGAGAUAUGAUUACCUGGAGUUCACUGAUGCCAGAGGUGCAAAAACUCGUUAUGACACGAAGGUUGGCACUGAGAAGUGGCCCAAGAAAGUGACCUUUAAGGCUGGCCCACGGCUGCAGUUUCUCUUUCACUCUGACAGCAGUAAUAAUGAGUGGGGCUACAAGUUCUCCGUCACUGCUUAUGGCCUACCAGAUGUUGCAGUUUCUUGGGGCUUGGAUUUACAGCUUCUUGUAUCCAGGUUGAUGGGGCGCUUGGCUUCUCGGAGUAUGGCUCUGAGAUCCCAACUGGAGCUAGGUAGUGAAGCAGAGUUGCCUCCUUCAAAAGUGACAUCAGUUCUAAAUUCUCCUUUAUGGAAACCUGUCUUCAGGCAUCAGAUGUGUCCUGAGGCAUCUUUAGAAACAAAUGAACCCACUCAAGUGCACCAAAAUAAAAAAGAGACGAAGAACUCUCAUGCGGAUGACUGCCAUAACUUUUUGCUUGACUUUGCAAAAUCAGAUCCUUGCCAGGAUUUCUAUGGGCAAAAUUCCGAGCUUUUCAAAGGACUUAUACAGGCAUGUAAAAAACAGGCCCCAAAGACAGAUGUAGUUGCUGGUUCCACUGUUGAUCAAGCUGUGAACGCCACAUUUGCUGCUUUGGUGUAUCUCACUCCAGAUUUAUAUGGGAAGCUACAAAAAUAUGUCAACAGUGGAGGCAAGAUUUCUCUGAAUGAUGAGUUUGCACAAGUAUAUUCCCUGGCUGAUGGGAUUAGAAUAUGGAUGUUAGAAAUGAAGCAGAAGUUCCUGAUGGGUAAAGGAAAUGAUACAGCAGAGAAACAGAAUACAGAAACAAGUGAAGUAAACCCAGAAAUCCUUGCAAAACACUGUAUUCAGAAGAGCCUACUGUUGUUAAAGUUUUUACCUGAGAGAGCAAAAGCAAAAGAUCCUGUUUCUGAUAAUUGGGAUGCUUCAGCAUUAGAGGAUGUCCAGCAGUACCAUGAUGAUAAACGCCAAAGGACUAGUUCUAUUGUAGAAGCAGAUUUUAAAGCAGCAAACUCAUUGUCUUCAAAUGGGGUAAAUCAUCCCCCUUCUGCAGAAAGGAGUGGAGUGGUAGACGUUGACACAAAGAUUAAGCUAAUGUCAGACUCAUCCCAGACAGAAGUAGCCUCUGAAUCUCAAAGUAAGCCCCUUGAAAAUACAGUUUCGCAGCAAGAGGAUAUAGCAUCUCCUCCCUCCACUCCAACACGCAAACCUCAGUUCAGCCGUGGAAGAUUAAGGCUGCUAUCUUUUAGAUCAAUGGAAGAGUCUAAAUCAGUUCCCACUGUGAAGGAGAAAUAUCCUAUAUUGAAAAACAUAUUAAACUUUAUUAAGGAUCAGUCACUUUCCCAUGAAAGUAUUUUAAAGGUCCUUGCUUUGAGAAAAGCCCAAGCCCAAAAUAUACUAGAAGUAUUGAAGACAGUUCGCCAGUGUUUAGAAUCUCUUGGGCAGCCACACUGUUUCCAGCCACCCUUUGUACUUUUUCUCUUGGAACUUCUGGCCUGCCAGAAAGAUUUCUCAAAUUAUUUUGGACACUUGGAAGGUUGUGGUGCUGAGCUACACAAAGAAAUUAGAGAAUCCUAUUAUCAGCUUGUUCUCUUUUUGGUCAAUGCCAUGAAGGGAUUUAACAGCAUCAGUGACAGAUCAUUGCUACCUGCCUUAUCAUGUGUGCAGACAUCCCUCCUUCACCUGUUGGAUAUGAGCUGGGAACCAAGUGAUCUUUCCUUCUUUGUUGAUAUACAGUUACCACUUCUCCUUAUGACUAUGUCACAAGAAAACAUAAGUAUUCAUGACAGUGUGAUUUGUCAGUGGAGUGAAGAAGAUGAAAUUGCAGACUACAAGCAAAAUUCUGAGUGGAUGGAUGAAUGUCAGGACAUAAUGUUUGAGACUUGGUAUGAAAAGAUAGCCCAAGCUGACCCAGAGAAGCAGAGAAAGAUGCAUAUGUUUGUUGCUCGUUACUGUGACCUGUUGAAUGUGGACAUAUCAUGCGAUGGUUGUGAUGAGAUUGCACCAUGGCAUCGCUACCGCUGUUUGCAAUGCAAUGAUAUGGAUCUAUGUAAAACAUGCUUUCUAGGUGGAGUUAAACCUAAAGGUCAUGAGGAUGACCAUGAAAUGGUUAACAUGGAAUAUGCCUGUGAUCAUUGCAAAGGGGAUAUUAUAGGUCGCCGGAUGAACUGCAAUGUGUGUGAUGACUUUGAUCUUUGCUAUGGGUGUUAUUCUGCAAAAAAGUACUCUGACAGUCACCUUCCCACUCAUAGCAUCACAAUAUAUCCAAUGGUGACCAUUCGAAUCAGUGACCGACAGAGACUCAUCCAACCUUAUAUCCACAACUAUUCUUGGCUGCUGUUCGCUGCCUUGACUCUCUACUGUGCAGACUUGGCAAGUGGUGAUGAAGUAGAGGAGAAACUGGAUUCGCAAAUUCUCAGUCAUGCCAGAGUUCUGCAACAUCAAUGUAUACAGCUCAUUGGAGACUGCCUGAUGAAAGCACAGCAUGGAAAAGGUUUGAAAGCUUUAGCUCUCCUCUGCAUGUUGCCAGAAGGUGAAACUCUCUCAGAGAAUGAGACCACUUCUGUCAGCCCUCCAAUAGGUGGCACUACAGAGGUCUAUGCCAAGGAUAAAGUAAUCAAGGGAACUAAUAAAAAGCCAAGGACUAGCUCUUUUGUGCACUGCAAUGGGAAAGGAGAUGAUGUGUUUGGUGAAAUUCAGUCUUCUAUAAAUAAACAAGAAAAAGAAGAAAGCCAAAACAAUCUUUCUAAUGCUCAUUUAACAAAGAAAGAUAUUUUGAGACAGGAUUCAGAGAUAUUGGCUCUUAAUUCUGCAGGUGAUAGCAUAUCAUUAUGUCUUCCAGGUGCUGAAAAUUCAGAGGAUUCAUCCCAAAAGCAAGCUGAGAAAGUUCUAAUGCCUAGCCAGGAGCAAGUCUUUGCUGAAUGCUCUCAGAAGAGGAUUCUGGGCUUGCUAGCAGCUAUGUUACCACCUUUCAAAUCUGGCUGCACAAUCUCAUUGAUUAACCUGGAACAGAUCCUCCCACUGAUGUUUCAGGUUGUAAUCGCCAAUGCUGGCCAUUUAAAUGAAACCUAUCAUUUAACCCUGGGUCUUCUGGGCCAGUUAAUUUUGAGACUUAUGCCCGCAGAAGUCGAUGCUGCAGUGACUAAAGUCCUUUCAGCCAAACAUAGCUUGUUUGCGGGAGGAGAUGGGUCUACAGUGCCAGAAGGCUGGAAGACUACUCAUCUUUUGUUCAGUUUGGGAGCAGUAUGCUUAAACAGCCGUGUAGGUCUGGACUGGUCAUGCUCCAUGGCAGAUAUUCUUCGAGCUUUGAACGCUUCUACACAGUGGCAUAGUGUGAUCGCAGCUUUCACAGACCAUUGUAUUAAGCAGCUGCCCUUCCAGUUAAAACAUACCAAUAUUUUCACCUUAUUGGUACUUGUUGGAUUUCCAGAGGUGCUGUGCAUGGGAACUCGCUCAGUGUACAUGGAUAAUGCCAAUGAGCCUCAUAAUGUAAUCAUCCUAAAGCACUUCACUGAGAAAAGCAGGGCAGUUGUCGUAGACAUCAAAACCCGGAAAAGGAAAACAGUAAAAGACUACCAGUUGGUUCAGAAAUAUGAAAAAGAAAGCGCUGAAUCCCAAACCCAACUGAGACAGUAUCUCCAGCAUUUUGCUUUUAUAACCAGCCACCUUUUGCAGACCAGCCUGGACAGUAGCUAUUCAGAAGCAGUGGAAGCCAGUUGGGUCUUGUCUCUUGCUCUUAAAGGAUUGUACAGAACACUUAAGACUCAUGGUUUUGAGGAGACUCAAGCAGCAUUUCUUCACUCGGGCUUACUUAAACUGCUGGUGAAGAAGUGCAGCAAAGGGACUGGUUUCAGUAAGACAUGGCUUCUCAGAGACUUGGAGAUUUUGUCAAUAAUGCUGUACUCCUCAAAGAAGGAGAUCAGCUCCAUGGCUGAACAUGAGGAUACAGAAUUAGAGGAAAGGGAGAGAGAUCAGGAUGUGGACCAGUCUGUCAGCCCCAUUGAUCUGGAUCAAAGCAAACUUGAUCCUCUAGAGGGCUUGGAUGAAGCAACCAAAAUAUGUUUCUUGAUGACGCAUGAUGCACUCAAUGCACCUUUGCAUAUUCUUCGUGCCAUGUAUGAGUUGCAGAUGAAAAGAACAGAUUCUUUCUUCCUGGAAGUUCAAAAGAGGUUUGAUGGAGAUGUGAUUACGACAGAUGAAAAGAUCCGAACAUUAGCCCAAAAAUGGCAGCCCAGCAAGCGUUUGAAAUUGGAAGAGCAGAGUUCAAAAGCAGUGGACACAGACAUGAUCAUAUUACCGUGUUUGUCAAAACCUGUACUCUGUGAUAAAGCCACUGAAGAAUCCAAUCCCAUUACCCAGAAACUAAUAACCAACACAGAGAGUGAUCUCCAACUUAGCUAUGUCAAACAGCGUCGUACCAAGAGUUCCAUACUAUUGCACAAAGAGCUGGAUUCCAGGAGCAAAAAAGCUGUGCGGGAUUACUUGUAUCGAGUGAAUGAGGCCACUGCUGUUCUUUAUGCCAGGCAUGUACUUGCCUCAUUAUUGGCUGAAUGGCCUGAUGGCGUGGCAGUAAAUGAAGAAAUCCUGGAGCUGAGUGGCCCAGCACACAUGACUUACAUUUUAGAUAUGCUUAUGCAGCUAGAGGAGAAGCAGCUGUGGGAGAAGAUCUUACAGAAAGUGCUGCAUGGGUGCAAUGAGAGCAUGCUGGGAACAAUGGCACUGACCGCCUGUCAAUUUAUGGAGGAACCAGGAAUGGCCAUCCAAGUGCGGGAAUCCAAGCAUCCUUACAACAACAAUACUAACUUUCAGGAUAAAGUUCACAUCCCUGGUGCUAUCUAUCUUUCAAUCAAAUUUGACUCUCAGUGUAAUACAGAAGAAGGUUGUGAUGAAUUAAUCAUGUCCAGCAGCAGUGAUUUUCAACAGGAUCGGCACAGUUUCAGUGGGUCUCUGCAGAAGUGGACUGAUUUUGAGCUUCCAGGAGAUACACUAUAUUACCGGUUCACCUCUGACAUGAGUAAUACUGAAUGGGGUUACAAGUUUACAGUGACAGCAGGUCACCUUGGAAGGUUCCAGACAGGAUUUGAGAUUCUGAAACAAAUGCUGUCAGAGGAAAGGGUGAUCCCACAUCUCCCACUAGCCAAAAUCUGGGAAUGGCAGGUUGGAGUAGCAUGCCGACAGAUCGGACACCAGCGUUUAAAGGCCAUCCACUUACUCCUGAAGAUAGUGCAGUGCAGCAACCAGAGGGACUGUGACCUUACCUUGUUAAAGCCCCUGUGGCAGCUUUUCACCCAGAUGGAAAAUAACCAGUGCAAUGACGUGUCCAAGCCUGGUGUUCUUCUUCUUCCACUCCAUCGUGCACUCACCGAACUCUUCUUCGUUACAGAGAGCAGAGUGAAUGAGCUUGGAUCUCUGCAGGACUACUUGCUUGCCUUAAAUACUGAAGAGCAUCUUCAUCGCUGCACAGCACAGGCCCUGAAAAACAUAGCUGCUAUCAGCCUUGCCAUUAACUAUCCAAAUAAAUCAACGAGUCUCUGGAAUGUUUAAUACUGGCUCAUGGCCGGAGCGCAUGGGAUAGAAUAGUUUGUCCAUUGGAACCUUGGAACAAACUACUUCACUCCGUUCAGGAAAAGUUCCCUCAGCUUCAGCAUAUGGGUACUCUGCAGCCUUCCUCCUUUCCACUUCGAUGUAGAAUUUGUGAAAGUAAAAAACGCACUUCAAAGAAAUAGCACAUUUUGGAGUAACUCACAUGUUACCUACAGUUACAUAUGCACAUAUUUUAGCAUGUUAGAGUAAACAGAAAAGUAUUUUUUUAUUCAGAGAAAAUGGGAGAAGAUUUCUGAAGUAUGAGAAUGGGGAAGGGGCUUCUGUGUAUACUUGCUCCCAGGAAAACUGAGUGAUGAUCACUGGUAAGGACGACUUGAAAAGUUUUACUGAACUGAAGCUGAUGCCAUCAACAGCAUCCAUUUUUCAUUGGAAGUAAAAUUGGUGAAGAAGAAUCUUGUUGGUUUGUGUAAAAGUAGCCCACUCUUAAAACCCGCCAGCUUUCACUUUGCUUUGAAAGCCGCCCCACGUGGAGAAAAACCCGAGCAGUUAACUCAUUACUGAAUUUGAGGUUUUAAAACUAUUGAGUGGUUCCAAGAGCAGUUAAGAUUCCAAUGACAGAGCAUCCUUGAGAGGUGAAAGGCUCCACUGGUCUUUUUUGGUUUGAUUGAUUGACUGAUCUUACUCUACUUUGUCUUAAAUAUGUACGAUGCAUUAUUCUGGUUUAGUACAGAAAUCACAAUGGCUGUCCUUGGAGUAGCUUUGGAAAAAGGUGGUAUGAGAAGCUGAGGAACCUUGGCUGUGAUGCCUAACUUUUAUGUUUAUCAAAGAUGGCAUUUUUCGAAGAAAUUAUUCAUGCCAUAUUUUUUCUUAACUCUUUGCUACUGGUAACCCAGGAGCUCCUUCUGGUGAACAUUGGGAAACCCUGAUUCCCAGCAUCAAGGGGUGAUGGGAGUUAGUGAUUAACCCAAUUUAU
This is a messenger RNA of Pelodiscus sinensis (Chinese soft-shelled turtle), 9583 nucleotides long. The record is from RefSeq and is a predicted model, not a curated record. NCBI's taxonomy places the organism in Eukaryota, Metazoa, Chordata, Testudines, Trionychidae.